Messenger RNA from Diatraea saccharalis (sugarcane borer), 3282 nucleotides. NCBI's taxonomy places the organism in Eukaryota, Metazoa, Arthropoda, Insecta, Lepidoptera, Crambidae. The record is from the annotation of a GenBank genome assembly.
CUUCUUCUCGCUAUUUCUUUCUUUCUUACUUGCCAAUGUAUGUUCAUCAAUUUUUUGUUUGGGGAAUGGACUUCGGUUUUCUUGUUUAAUUUAAAAUAAAUCAGUAACUUAUCACAUAAACAUUCUUACAUUUUAUAGUGUAGUGGUAAAUCUCUGAAGAAAUUGUUGUAUUUACUGGUUUUCGACAGACAUUUUGUAGCAGGCAUAAGGCCUUAGAAACUGAAAUGGGGAAGAAAAAAGGAAAAUCGAAAAGUUCUAAACAGACGUUUGCGUCUGGCUCAACAAAAGAAGCGGAGAAUUUUUCACAUAAAGAUAACGAUAUGGACAUUAUAGCUGCCGCGAUAAGUGCAGCGAAUCAAGUAGUAUUCUUAAAAGUUUGUAGGCUUUGCGAGUCCAAAGAUGGGCCCUUUCUCAACAUAUUUGACCCUGAUAAAAUUACCGCUAAGAAGAUCGACGAAUUAAUGCCAUUUGCGAUAACAGAAAAUGAUGAUCUACCUCAUAAAAUCUGCUUUAGAUGUUCUGCAAAAGUGGAGGAAUUACACGAGUUCUUACAGAAAUGUAUUAAAACGCAAAAUAGUUUACGAAGUGCCAUGGGUAAAAAAGAACCACUCGCGAUUAAACCUAAAACUAGGACGCUUUGGGAAGAAAAACUGAAUAAAUCAAACAUGUCCAAUGAUGAUAUUUGUGACGCACUGAUUAAAAAAGCAAUGGAAGGUAUUAAAGAUAAACCUUUAAAUGAAAAUUCUUUAAGUGCCAAUCACAAAAAAGACACAAAACAAUCACCUGUUACUACAGUGGCACCUAAAAAUAAGAAAAUCCCAGAAGAUACAUCUUCAAUCAAAAUUGAAGAAGAAGAAUUAGAGAAGUCUUCAAAUGAUAAGAAAGUAUUAUCUGACAGUCCUAAUGAUAGUAAAUUUAUACCAACUAGGGCUUCAAGGUCAAAAAAAUCAGUUGACAAUUUGCUUGAUGGAUUGGAGGAUAUGAAAAGAAAAAAAAUGACUGCCAAACAAAAUGAUCAAAAACCAACAGAUGAUGCAUCAGUCAACAAAAACAAAGGUAUAAACGAUCUGAGUUUUGAUUAUGACGAUUCUUACUUAAACAAUAAAAUAAAUAGAUCUAAUAUUAAUCCUACACCUCAAGAAGAAACAAAAGAAGAAGCACCCGCUGCAAAGCCUAAACCGUUUGAUAUCAUGGAUCAUGUUAGCAUGAUUAAAGUCCAUGGUGUUGGUGUUUUAUUUCAGUGUAAGCUUUGUAAUCGAAACUUUUUGAAAAAGGAGUUAGUCAUGUCACACGGUUGCGCCAAAACUGGCGUGCCCAGAGUGGAUUUUACCAAAAACUUAGUCCCACCGGCACCACCUAAAGUUCCAGUUGUAAAAUAUAUUAAUACCAAGAUUGAUGAUGUAUCUAAUAAACCACCAAUAGAGAAUAAGUCGGAAACUGUAAAAAAAGCACCUUUAGACACUAAGCCUAAACCUAAGAUAGGACCCGCAAGUAAAGUGAAAAAACAAGAUAACGAGUAUGGUUCAGUUAUUGGAAUGACUGUUAUUCCAAUGGAACAGGUUUCUUCUCCUUCACAAAAAGUUACACCACCUACACCAGUAGAAAUUCCAAAUAAUAUAACACCAUCUGUCCAGUUCCCGACAAUUCCAAGUUUGAAUUCUCGUUACAAACUAGUGCCGGGCCCUAAUAAUACAUACCAACUAGUAGAAGAGCCAGUGAUCAAUUCUGAGCCAGAGCCAGAAAAACCUGUAGAUGAAGUUAGAAAACGAAAAAGUGACCCACCUAAAGCUUUAGCAGCAAAAACACGUAGACAAAAUUCAGACAAUGAUAAAAGUAAACAAAAGUCUUCCGAAGUUAUUCAUGUAGAUAAUCAGCCUGUUAAACCUGCGCCUUCUGGUGCUCAACCUUAUCCGGUAGGAUUGUUUCAAACACGGCCACAUCAUUCUGGAAUCUUCACAGCGCCUGUGCCACCGGAAGCACCCUUUACUACACCUGCUAUGAAAAAACAGUCCUACACUGUCGUUCAAACCGGUAAUCCAAGUAAAUUGCUCAUUUCAUCGAAACCACAAGUAGUACCUGAGGAAGCUCCUAAACGUAAAACAAAGAAAUCUAAACCCGAAGUUAAAACCAAUAUAGAAGAUAAGCAGCCAUUUACUGUUACUUUAGAGGAUGAAACUCCACCCAAAGAUUCCGGUUUCUUCACUUUCAUCAAUGUAGAUCCAUUGCUACAGCCUUCUUAUGUGUUACCGACUGAUAAUAUCAUACAAGAAUCUCAGAUAUCCACAUCUACACCUGCUUCUAAGACCGCAAUAGAUAAUAAAGAAAAGGAUAAAUAUUCAUGUAAUAUGUGCAGUGAGACAUUUUCACGGGAAAAGAAAUUGUUAACACACAUACAGUCACAUUACAAUAAGAUGGAUGAAGAAGAUCAAAUGAGAGCAGAUAAAAAUACGCGUAAAAGAAGUGGGAGGAAGAAUUAAAAUGAUUUACUCUAAUACAUAAGCAUAUGCAUUUACUGACUAGCAGUAAGUAUAACUAGUUGAUAUUUGUAAUAUAAUUGCUACUUUUCCAUUUUUGAUGUUUGACUGUCUUGGUAAAAGAGAUUCAAUUUGGUUGAAUGAGUUGUUAUUUAAAAUCAGAUUAAUAAUACUUAAAACAAAGUAGUAUUUUAUAACAAUAUACUUAUUUUGUUACUUGUUGUAAUUUUUUUAUGUUAAGAUGAUGUAACGGUUGAAUUUAUUUUGGCUGUCAAAAGAUUACUCUAGUGUUGGAAUUGGAUGCAUUUUUAUCAAUGUAAAUGUCCAUAUUCUUUUACAAUUAUGAAAUGGCAAAUUAACAAUAUGUAACUGCUCACGCGAAUUUUUAGAUCAAAAAGAAGUUUUUUCCUGUUUAGCAUAUUUAACAAUCGCAUUAUAUUUUGAGCCGUGACGUCACAUUUCAAUAAAUAUGAGUAUAGCAGGGCGACUCUGGAAAUCCGAACCGGAUUUCACUCUUGUGGCCGAAUAAACAUCAUUUAAUGGAAAAGAAAUAUAUUAAUUCCAUUUUUUGUAUAAAAUACAAAACAAAAUUAAUUGAUUGAUUAUAUGUCUUCGAUAUUCUAUUCCCAUGUCGUUUCGAAACUCACUUCACGUUAUUACCAAGUCAAGAUUGAGCGGAUGUCGUUUUUUGAAGUGAAUUUAGACACCUGAGUGAAUUCGACUUCGGGUUUGGAUUUUUACUGAAUCGCAGGGCUGGUUUCACUCGGAACAAAGAUAUUGACGUAUUGUUUUUUGAUAUGUGAAUCAC